GGCCGCCAUCUUGCCUGGCGUCUGCUAGAGGCUCCGCGCGUCGUCUAAUCGUGCUCAAACGAAUAACAAAGAGAUUUAGCGUGCGGGGGCUGUAAAUUCGUGAAGUUUGCGGGUUUUUUAAAAAUAUUAUCGUAUCCUAGAAAGAAUAUAUAAGAUGCGUAAGUGCUCUUAUGGGGAUUGCGAGCACAAGGAAGUGAAGGGCUCCAAAUGUAAAUUCUAUAGACUACCAGCUAGUACAAGGAAAUGUCAGUCAUGGAUGGAUGCUUGCAAAUUUAAGGGUACCCCACGGAAGAUGGCUGCUGCUCUGUUUGUGUGUUCUUGUCAUUUUGUGGGUGGAAGAGGUCCCACUCGAGAGAACCCUGUUCCCAUCAAAUACCAGCGUACUGACCCUGCUGGUGACACUCCAAACGCCAAGAGCCUGCCUCGUGCGAAAAUGGUGUCAACCCUUUCACCUCCGAUUGAAGAUCCUCCAUUGAAUUGCUUUGAGGAGCUGGAUGCAGAUGUUGAUGAUCCAAGUGUUGAUGUGGCAGAAGUCAACAAAUCAUCAGCCGGUCCAGUGUGUAAAACACCCAAUCAGAUGAUGGAUGUCGAUGCAUAUUCUCCUCAGAGCAACUUUUCCGUUAUUCGUCCUGGUGGAACUGGAGGUUCUUUCAGCAGCCUGGCCGCAUCACUUCCCAACUCAUUUGAAGGUUCGCCCAAUCCCUCACAAGAAAAUGUGGAGAAUGAUAUGACUGAACUGCGCUUCAAACUUAAUAAACAAUGGAGGGAGUCGGAAGUGAAGGUGACAAAUAACGAGAGGGCGAAGCCAAUGGAGGAGCAGAUCACAGAAGAGGAAGAAGAGGAAUCAGCACAUGGGACGGAGGAAGCUUCUGAACCUGUUUUGAAACGAACAAUCGGAAUUCAAAGUGACAUGGCAACAUUCUCCUAUGACCGGAGCAAACAAUGGAAUGAUGAUGAUUUCCAUUACUUCACAGGGAUCAGUAGAAAAGCAUUCGAAAUCCUGUUUGAAUUGGUGGGAGGGGAAACGAACAAGAAAAUGAAGUACAGGCAUGAUGCAAAAACUCCCCAAAGAGAGUUGUAUGCUUCACAUUCAGUCAGGGAUAAGUUAUUCCUCACUCUAGUGCGCUUGAGAAGAGGAUAUUCUCUGCGUGAAAUGAAGAUGUUUUUCAAUCUACCUGAAAGUACUAUCAGUAACAUUUUUACCGCUUGGGUAAGAACCCUAUCUGAAGUCUUCAAGUCAAUGGAGGACGCAAUAUUUGUAAGUGUCCCAGCCCAAGAGAAAAAUAAGCCAGACUGCUAUGCUCCAUUCCCAAACUUACGAUGUGUUGUGGAUUCAACGGAUAUCAAAAUUCAGAAGCCAUCCAACAUGGAUCAACAAAGCCAUUCUUUUUCUAAAUACAAAGCCCACAAUAUUGUCAAAUUUUUGUUUGCCACCUCUUUGUAUGGUGGAUUAUCCUUCGCAAGUGAAGGGAUGGAGGGUGUCAUUACAGACAGACAACUGUUUCUGAAGUCCGGAAUAAUGAAAUAUUUGAAACCUGGGGAGGCUGUAAUGUGCGACAGAGGAUUUGAUAUGGAGGAAGAUCUGAAUGAUAUUGGAGUUGACAUUCUAAUACCAGCAUUCCUUGGAGACCACCGAACCACAUUCACUGAGAGGGAAAUUCUUUUGUCUAAAUGUGUAGCAGGCGCUCGGAUUCAUGUCGAAACUUUCAUAGGAAGAGUGAAGUUCUUCAAGCUAAUCAGAAAUGUUGUGCCCAAUACCAUGAUAGACAUAUUGUCCGAUGUUGUGCGAGUAUGUGCUAAUUUAGUAAAUUUUGAAGAACCUUUCAUCAAUUGGAAUACCAAGAAAAAGGAGAAGAGGAAAAAGAAAUCACAAGUUGAUAAAAUGUGAAACCUACUGCAACUUAUUUGAAUGCAAUGACUGAACUACAUCAAUGGACUUGUGUAAAUUGAUUUUUAACUGUUGCAUUCUCAUACAUAUAUUUAUCUCGGUAAUAAUUGUACUGAUUGGAAUGU
Molecule: messenger RNA, 2013 nt
Organism: Thrips palmi
Lineage: Eukaryota; Metazoa; Arthropoda; Insecta; Thysanoptera; Thripidae
Exons: 6
Coding region: 155-1888 (577 amino acids)
Source: RefSeq, a predicted model, not a curated record